AUGGCGACGGCCAUGGAAGCGACCGACCCUCUGUCGUCACUCCAACGGUCCGUCUCCCAGCACAGCAGCGCUUCACAUGCCUCCCACGCCUCUCACGUAUCCCACACCUCCAACCGAAGCUCCAGAAGCAACCGAAGUGCAGCUGCCAGAGGUCCCCGCGGUCGAAAGCACCCAAGUCAACCAGUCAGCUCUGCCAGUAGCAUCGCUGCGAGCGACAAGAGCCUCACCAGCUUUCCCAGCUUCUCGCCCGAAGACCCAAACAAUGACGCCUUGAUCAUCCAAGACGAUGGCCCCGACGACACCCCCGUCCCAACGGCUGCGGCUGCGGCUCCGGCUCCCGAUACUGGUCGCAAGUCAAUCGUUGACUUAACAGGAAACUCUGAUGUGCGAAGUGCCCUGUUUGAGGAAGACCACCCAGUGCGCAAGGUGCCUGGCUCAUUACACAACGCCGAUGACGAACAUCUCCAACGCUUGAUAUCACGGCAUGGCGCCAUUGGACUCAUCAGACAAAUAUCAGAAGACCUUGCCCAGCGAGAUGCUCAGAUUGCCAACAUGCGCCGCCGUGCCGACGAACGGGAACGGGCUCUGCGCAGGAUCAUCAGAGAGUGCGGCCUGUCCAACUUGGAUCUUGAGACUCGGUUGCGUACCGUCGAGGCUGAGCUACGUGCAGCCAACAAAGGACUCCGAAGGGAAGAUACUGGCUUGAGCGAUCUCAUGAGCGAUGCGAUGCAGGAUACUGUAGUGGCUACUGCAUAUGGUGAGACAAUCGCUAAGAGCUCUACCAUUCGAGCAAACAGCCAGUCGUUCAGCACCCCAAGUGAGAAUGGAAAGGGCACAUUGCGUGGUUGGAAAGAUUAUAUCUGGGGUUCUGGAACCGCAAAGCGAGCCAGCCGCACUAACAGUGUAAACUGCGAGGAACCCCGUCCUGCGACUGUGAUACGAUCGCACUCUAGCAUGGACCGACGACCGACGUUACAGGAUGACCUCUUCAAUCCUCCGGAUCCACAAAUCACCCGGAGCCCCAGUCGAGCGUCAAGUAUUCAAUCAGGUGCUGCAAGUGAGCGUAAAGCAUCAUCAUCUAUCGCGAGCAUGGCCUUGCGCUUGGUGGCCGGCGGAGCUAUCAGUACACGUGAGGCUGAGUCUAGAGGCCGCGCCGUCAGUACUACCUCCAACAAAGGGGGCUCUCUCAGAGGUGUUUCGACUACGAGUAGCCGCGCCGGUCAGACUCGAGCAGUUUCAAUUGCUGGUGGUCCCAAGGCUUUAAUGGCGAUGCGUAAAGCGAUCCCAGGUCCUUCUGCCCAAGGAACAGGCAGAGUACCAGGGCAAGAAGCAUGGGAUGGUAUGCGAGGUAGUCCUCCGGAUAGCUUUUCAUCGCGGCAAGAGAGUUACGGACCUGUCGAGAUGGAUUCCAUUCGAUCACCAGAGUCGCAGCCACCAACAUUAACACAUAUCUACAACAACUUCCCCAAUAGUGAAUAUCUGACCGACAGGUUUGGCUUCAUCUACGACCAGCGACGAAAGAAACGACAACGAGAGGCUGCGCAAGUGGCUCGACAUAUCCGUAAGGGCAGUCGUACAGAACUGCUGACAAACGGUCGGGGAGGCAUUUCACCCAACGCAAUGGAGGAUCUUCCCAGCCCUAAAGGAAGCAUAUCGAGUGAGGGGCGCCCCGAGAGCCCGAAUAGCAUGGAGGAACGUAACGCAGAAGAGGGCAAGACCAAGAGAUGGACAGAUUACCUCAAGAUUGCAACAUUCCCUACAGAACUACUGAGCCAUACACCGAGUAUAGCUAUACCAUCAAUUGAGGUUAUGGAAGGGGCCCAAACGCCUGAGCCUGAACUAUACCCUACCGAACCUGUCAAGCCAGCAAUCGUUUCAACCAAUUCUGGCCUCAUUCCAUCGGCCAGCACAACCACAGCAGUCGACAGCGGUUCAUCGCAACCAUCUCAGGCUGAGUCAUCAACUGCUCUCACCAAAGACGACAACGAACCCGUCAAGCUGCUACUACAACAGUUGAGCGAUGUACAUGACGCUCUUCAGCGCGACAAGACAGUACGAUGGAACGACUUUCUGCGAAAGGUGCGCGCUGAGCGUAAGCGUGAGGGAGAAGCGGCCAUCGCUGCCGCUAAGUCAGCUGCCGAUGCUCGAUACGAACAACCUGCUAUGAUCCUGCCCGAGACUCGCGUUGCCGACGGUGAGAUGAUUGGGGUCUCGGGACUGGGUGUCAAGGGAAAGGUUGGACGAGCCAAAUGGAACGAGUUCAAGACCCUAGUGCUGGGUGGUAUCCCAGUUACCUAUCGUGCCAAGGUAUGGUCGGAGUGCUCAGGGGCCGCCGCCCUUCGUAUUCCUGGCUACUAUGAAGACUUGGUAGCCCAAAGUGGUGAAGACGAUGAUGCAGUGGUUGUUAGUCAGAUUCAGAUGGACAUCAACCGAACACUCACCGACAACAUCUUCUUCCGCAAGGGUCCUGGUGUGAAGAAGCUGAACGAAGUUUUAUUGGCAUAUGCAAGGCGUAACAGGGACGUGGGUUACUGUCAGGGCAUGAACUUAAUUACUGCCAACUUACUCCUCAUGAUGCCAUCUGCUGAAGAUGCCUUUUGGAUUCUGACAUCGAUUAUCGAGAACAUUCUCCCACACGGCUAUUACGACCAUUCGCUCAUGGCCUCGCGUGCGGACCAACAGGUGCUGCGCCAGUACGUCGCGGCGGUUCUUCCUAAGCUCUCGGCACACCUCGACUCCUUAUCAAUUGAGCUUGAGGCAUUGACUUUCCAGUGGUUCCUUUCUGUGUUUACAGACUGCCUGAGUGCUGAGGCUUUAUUCCGUGUUUGGGACGUUGUACUCUGCACCAACGACGGAAGCACAUUCCUUUUCCAAGUAGCUCUGGCGCUGCUCAAACUCAACGAGGGGAAUCUGUUACAGUGCAACACGCCGGCCGGUAUUUACACUUAUAUCAGCCACCAGAUGACAGAACACGCUAUCAGUAUCGAUGGGCUGCUCCAGGCAAGUGAAGGGCUACGAAAAGUAGUCCGCCGCGAGGACGUCGAACAAAGACGGGAGAAAGCAAUACAAGCUGAAAAGGACAUGAUGAUGGGCCGAGAUGGGGACUCGGCUAGAAGCAGGCCUACAGCUGAAACGGACAGCGAGAUAGCUACGAUUCAGUUAGGCGAGGAGUAA
This is a messenger RNA of Fusarium sp. VM40, 3174 nucleotides long. The record is from the annotation of a GenBank genome assembly. NCBI's taxonomy places the organism in Eukaryota, Fungi, Ascomycota, Sordariomycetes, Hypocreales, Nectriaceae.